Molecule: messenger RNA, 485 nt
Organism: Mus caroli (Ryukyu mouse)
Lineage: Eukaryota; Metazoa; Chordata; Mammalia; Rodentia; Muridae
Product: alpha-defensin 29
Biological process (GO): defense response to Gram-positive bacterium; antimicrobial humoral immune response mediated by antimicrobial peptide; antibacterial humoral response
Cellular component (GO): extracellular matrix
Source: RefSeq, a predicted model, not a curated record
ACACAUUCGGCCCCUGCUCACCAAUAAUCCAGGUGACUCCCAGCCAUGAAGAAACUUGUCCUCCUCUCUGCCCUUGUCCUGCUGGCCUUCCAGGUCCAGGCUGAUACUAUCCAAAACACAGAUGAAGAGACUAAAACUGAGGAGCAGUCAGGAGAAGAGAACCAGGCUGUGUCUGUCUCCUUUGGAGACCCAGAAGGCUCUUCUCUUCAAGAUGCAGCCAUAAGAAGGGCUCGGCGGUGCCCACCAUGCCCCAGAUGCCCUUCAUGCCCAUCGUGCCCAAGUUGCCCGAGGUGCCCGAGCUGCAAAUGCAAUCCAAAAUAAACCUGCACUUGGCACCAAAGAUCCAAAUAAACAGCAUAAAUUCUGCUGCAGCUGAACAUGGAAUCUGGAUUAAGAUAAUCCGGGGUCUCUGGAACCUCACUAUCUGUCAAGACCCUUGUGCUUAGCCUUGAUUGCUCUUCCUUCUCCAAUAAAAACCUUGCAGA